ACAAGGAGCUGCAUAGGCUACCUGGUAUAUUUACACGUGAUGGACCGCAUGUUGAACUACCGAAAGUGUUCAGAAUAAUUUUGUUUUUGGGAGUUUGUGACUAAGGAUAAUUUGUAUAAUGAUUUAUAAUAACCGAUAUAAACUUGACCAACAUGUCUUGUCUCCUGAUACUACCUCAGGAAAUAAGACACCCACAUUGCGCACCACUGGCUCAGGGAGGAAGAGUUCACCAUUUGAUGAAGAUUGCCAAAUCAAAAUCUGGAAAAUGGAUAACAAGAAUUUAGAAAUUGACUUCAUUGGUUUUCACUUUUCACUAAUUAAUGCUUACAGAAGAAUUGUUUUAGCGGAGGUGGCUACGGUAGCGAUAGAAAAGGUGUUUAUGUACCAAAAUACAAGUGUUGUACAAGACGAGGUGCUGGCACAUAGAAUUGGUCUUAUUCCACUUAAGGUCCCUCCACAUCUCUUCAAUUUUAAACCAACAGACUGUGAUCAAGUUUCGGAAGACAACUGCGUAAAGUACAAACUUCGGGUCAAAUGUCGGGGCAAGAAUGAUCCUCAACAUCAAUCUACUCUGAAGGAGGAAGAUGGGGUCACAACUUUAGUGGAUAAACUUGUGACCACAGACCACUUGGAAUGGGAACCAAUCGGGAACCAGGCCACCGUGUUCGCUGACAACCCCCUCACCCCCCUGCAGGAGGACGUCCCCCUGCCCCCCGAAGUGAAAGGCGUCAACACAAGCCUCGUCUUGGCUAAGCUCAAGCCGGGACAGCGGCUGCAACUCGAGGCUUAUGCAUUCAAAGGCAAGUGCGUCAUCAAGGUCGCUGCUAACAAACAAGGUGAACUGGAGGCCAGUGUGGGGGACGCCCGAUACGACUCCUGCUCCCGCAACGUCUACAACUACGACAACAUCAAGGACGCUGUCGAGCUCUCUAGGAACGCCAAGCACAUCAUAUUCAACGUGGAGUCGCAGAGCGUGAUGAAGAGCUACGAGAUCUUGGAUGCCGCCGUCGACGUGCUCAUCGAAAAGUGUGAUACGCUUCUUGCACAACUCAAUGCCGUCGAGGACAGCUAAAUCUUCAUUUCGUCGAACCUAUUAAAUGUAGUUUUACUUACUA
This is a messenger RNA of Hyalella azteca, 1115 nucleotides long. RefSeq names its product DNA-directed RNA polymerases I and III subunit RPAC1 (gene Polr1C). Gene Ontology annotation, cellular component: RNA polymerase I complex; RNA polymerase III complex. Gene Ontology annotation, molecular function: protein dimerization activity. The coding region runs from base 119 to 1072 and encodes 317 amino acids. NCBI's taxonomy places the organism in Eukaryota, Metazoa, Arthropoda, Malacostraca, Amphipoda, Hyalellidae. Gene Ontology annotation, biological process: DNA-templated transcription. The transcript is spliced from 8 exons. The record is from RefSeq and is a predicted model, not a curated record.